GUCCUGGCUGGGGCACAGGCUUGGAACAGUUGGGAAGCUCUGACAAGAGACGGAAGUGUUACAUGGAAGAAGUGUUUUGUCAGACUUGGGUUUCUCUACUUUGGAAGCUGAAUGGAGCGCUGUCAGGACAUGAUGGUAGACUGGUUAAGGCAUCUUGCUACAUUAAUGGGAGGUGUGAAUUCAAGCCCCACUUUGGACUUGUGCAAAAGCUGCUGUCAGUCAUCCCAGCUGUAACUAGGUAUCUGAUCAUCCAGAUUGGAGAGUCAAUGGCCGCAUGUCCCGGGAGAGAACAGGGGAGAGAGGACAGACCCGGGCAGUGUGGGGAUGCCAGGCCCACUCCGGGAUUCCCACUGGGAAGAGUGAGCAAGGAGCCAGAGGAGGCUUCUGACACCAGCUGCAGCAACAGCAGUCGGGAACAAACCACCAGCGCUGGAGGCGAGUGGGAAGCGGCUCCACCAGCCUGUGAAGGCAUCAGCUACAGGGAAAACAGUGAAGGGCACACAACGGUCAUCACCACAGCAGGUGGGAGUACUGGGGGCCGUGGGGAGGAGGAGGAGCUUUAUCCAUUGAGAGAGCCCCGGCAGAAGCAGACAGAAGGACCACAGAGAAUCAAGGCACUGACCCUGAGCAUGGGAGAGAGCCAGCCACUUGUUAGGGAAUGGCGAGGCACCUGGAUAGGGAUGCUCCGGAAGGGAGAGAAACGGGGUAGCUCAGGGCUUAUAGAAGGGGAAGGGAGGACUCAAGCAGGAGGUCAGCUCCCAGCCAGACCGUAGAGGACUCAGCACCCAGGGUCUCUGACACAAGGGACCUGGGAAGGGAGUCGUUUUGUGUUUUUCUUUUUGUGUUUCUUUUCAGUUUUUCUGUGCGAAGGGGUUGAGGGGCAGGAAGGCUGCACAAGAAUAGAAGAUAUGUGGUGAACUCCAUAGGGUGGCACAUGGGGUCAAGGCCUCAGGGGAAAGCUCCCCCUAGACGAGUACAGACAUCAUGAGCAAGACCUGUGAACAUACAUAACUUAGGAUGGAAUAAGCAAAUCAGCCUUGGAAGCCGGUAUCCUGGGCAGGACAGAAAUCGAGAGGCUCCAUGGUAGUGGAAGAAGAGGUACAUAGUCACGAAGACGGGACAACUCAUUGAGGUGGCAUGAGGAUGGGGUGUAGGGGUGGCAGAGCCCCGCUGGUGACCACUGGGCCGAGCGCGCCGUAGAAGAUCCCCGGGUAGUCUCCCCACCCCCCCCUCACUGGGAAACAUUCAAGUCAUGGCAGGCAAGAUAGGGGAAGGCUUCCCGUGGAGGGAACAUCAGCUCGGCAUUUUGUGGGAGGCUGCAGGGUGUACAUUCCUUAGUGCGCGAGCCAAGGCAGCACGUGACUGAUUACUCGAGACCCGGCGAUCACACAGCGCAAUGUCAUGUUAGGUACACGAUUCCCUUGUGUGCUGUUGACAUUACAAAGUUGUAUGCUUUCACUACACUAGUUGCAUGGACCCUUUGGCUUGGAUGGACCUUGGAUUUAGAAGUACUCCUGUCUUGUCUACUUUAGCGGGAAUUUUCUCCAAAAUUAUUCUAGCAAAACUGAGUGGGAAAGAUGGUAGCUUAAUGGUCCAGGCUGAAUAUUGUCAACUUCAUUGAAGCGAGAUGUAUUUGGAUGGUGGCAGGUGAUGACAUUUUACAGCCCUAAUUUUUAAUCACUGGAGCAGAUUAAGAAAAAAGUUCAAUGAAGGAGGAGAGGACUAUACACAGCUCAUUUCUGCAAUGAGUGGGAUUUUUAAACAAGUAUUAUAAGGCAGUUAAACUGUUACCAGAACUGAGAAGCUUGUCAAUGUUUGCCUAAGCUGUUUUGCUUGUACAUGAUUGUAUAUUUUUCUACAGUCCAGAUGCAUGACUGUGAGCCUUUUCCUGGAUUUAUGCCAAAGUCUGUUCCCUGUUGA
This is a messenger RNA of Alligator mississippiensis (American alligator), 1920 nucleotides long. RefSeq lists its product as uncharacterized. The record is from RefSeq and is a predicted model, not a curated record. The coding region runs from base 63 to 773 and encodes 236 amino acids. Lineage: Eukaryota; Metazoa; Chordata; Crocodylia; Alligatoridae. The transcript has 2 exons.